Molecule: messenger RNA, 594 nt
Organism: Aspergillus aculeatinus CBS 121060
Lineage: Eukaryota; Fungi; Ascomycota; Eurotiomycetes; Eurotiales; Aspergillaceae
Product: flavin-dependent quinone reductase
Exons: 1
Coding region: 1-594 (197 amino acids)
Cellular component (GO): cytosol
Molecular function (GO): oxidoreductase activity; FMN binding
Source: RefSeq, a predicted model, not a curated record
AUGCCAACAACCGGCCUUAUCGUAUGCAGCACACGUUCACCCCGUGCCGGGCUUCAAAUCAGCACCUUCAUCCACGAGACCAUCAAGGAAGCACAUCCGCAAGCAAGCAUCACAGUCAUUGACCUCGCAGAAUGGGACCUACCACUAUAUAAUGAGCCGGGGAUCCCGUCGCGUAUCACGUCAGCUGAGGGUUACGUUCACGAGCACACCAAGGCCUGGUCGCGGGAGAUUUCGCGCUACGAUUCAUUCAUCUUCGUCACCCCCCAGUACAACUGGGGAUACCCUGCGAGUCUCAAGAAUGCGAUCGACUAUCUCUUCAAUGAAUGGAAGGGAAAGCCGGCGAUGGUUGUCAGUUAUGGCGGUCAUGGGGGCGGCAAAGCCGCGGCGCAGUUGCAGCAGGUGCUGCAGGGAUUGAGAAUGGUGCCCCUGGAGAGCACGGUUGGAUUAACCUUUCCCGAGAAGGAGAUCAUGGCACGCGCCGCGAUGGGGGAGGAUCUGGGGUUGGGAGGAGAGGGAGGUUUCUGGGCAGGAGAGAAGGAAGCAAUCCAGGGCUUAUUCGGGGAAUUGGUGGGAGUAGUGGAGAAGUCGAGAUGA